This is a messenger RNA of Cannabis sativa, 1886 nucleotides long. RefSeq names its product AT-hook motif nuclear-localized protein 23. Gene Ontology annotation, cellular component: nucleus. The record is from RefSeq and is a predicted model, not a curated record. Bases 78 to 1007 code for a protein of 309 amino acids. The transcript has a single exon. Lineage: Eukaryota; Viridiplantae; Streptophyta; Magnoliopsida; Rosales; Cannabaceae. Gene Ontology annotation, molecular function: minor groove of adenine-thymine-rich DNA binding; DNA-binding transcription factor activity.
AAUAUAUACAAUUAAUAUAUUUUUUCCUUGUUUUCUGUUUUGUCUUUUUUUUUUCUUUUUAUGUAAUAUCUAUAUCCAUGGCUGGUUUGGAUUUAGGCACAGCUUCUCGCUACGUUCAACAUCAACACCAUCAUCAUCACCAUCACAAUAAUAAUAAUAAUAAUAAUAAUCAACCACAACAAUUACAACGACACUUGAAUCUCCACACCGAUCAAUUCUCUUCCGACCACCACCAAGACGACGGAGGAAGCGGCGGAGUUGGAGGAGGAGGUGGAUUAGAACUCAUUACUGGAAACCCAGAUCAUGACUUAGUGGGCCGCAGGCCCAGAGGAAGACCACCUGGGUCCAAAAACAAGCCCAAACCACCAGUCAUAAUAACACGAGAGAGUGCCAACACUCUUAGGGCCCACAUCUUGGAAAUAACCAACGGCUGCGAUGUAUUCGACUCAGUCGCCACCUACGCGCGCCGCCGUCAAAGAGGGAUCUGUAUUUUAAGCGGAAGCGGUACUGUAACCAAUGUAACUCUCCGUCAACCGGCUGCAGCCGGAGCCGUCGUAACACUUCACGGAAGAUUCGAGAUACUCUCUCUUUCAGGUUCUUUUCUACCGCCGCCGGCUCCUCCCGGGGCUACUAGCUUGACUAUUUUCUUGGCCGGAGGGCAAGGACAGGUCGUCGGUGGAAACGUCGUCGGUGAACUCACGGCGGCUGGACCUGUUAUCGUUAUUGCUUCGUCUUUUACUAACGUGGCUUAUGAAAGGUUGCCGUUGGAUGAAGAGGCGGAGGCUCAGCUUCAAAUGCAGACUCCGGCGGCUCCUGAAGGAUCGGGUGGUAGCGGCGGCGGCGGCGGCGGAGGUGGUGGUGGGGUUUCGGGGAAUAGUAAUAAUAACCCUUUUCCAGACCCAUCUUCAGGGCUUCCUUUCUUUAAUUUACCGUUGAAUAUGCAAAAUGUUCAGUUGCCGGUGGAUGGUUGGGGUGGAAACUCAGGUGGUCGUACGACGCCGUUUUGAGAUGAGCUAAUAAUAAUUAUAAUAAUUAUUAUGUAGAAAAAAUGGGAUUAUCAUCGAUUUGAGGAAAUUAAUUAAGGAUUAUAUAUGUAAUGACGAAAAUGGGUCUCUUUGGUGCUAUAAUAUUAUGAAGAGGAAGAGGAAGAAGAAAAAAGGUCAGAAAAUUAAUAUUAUUAUGCAGUGUUAUAUAUAUAUAUAUAUAAAAUAUUUAUAUAUUUCUUCCUCUUAUUUAAUUUCUUCUCUUUUUUUAAAUUUUCUGAUAUUAUUGUUUGUUGAUGUUGUAGUAGUUUCCUUUUUUUAAUUAGAUUCUUGAUGAAAUACAUAUAUGUUCAUGGUGGAAAUUAAUCAAACUACUCUAGCUUUCUUCAUUUUUUUUUCCUUUAAUUACUUUCUUGGUUUAAUUAGUAUAGUAGAGUUUCGAUUAUGAGAUCAACAAAUGAAACUAUUAUUUGUAUAUAUAUUGUUUUUGUUUUAUUCUGUAACGAGAUUCUAUUUUUAGACCAACUGUUUAUAUAUAUAUAUAAAUAUAUAUUAUCUUGAUCAUGACCAAACUUUGUGGUAUUUUCAUUAUUUUAUCAUCAUUAUUAUAUAUUAUAGGCAUAUAUUAAUCAACAAAAACUUAUAUAGUUAUAUACAAAUAAUGUUAAAAUUUAUUUAAAUCUUUUUCUUGGAUGUGUAAAUUAAAUGGGAUAUAAUUUGUUGUGUUUUUUUGGUUUUUCGUACGGUAUAGAGUGUUAAAUCUUAAAGGGUUUUUUCUAAAGAGUGGAAUAAUUAAUAUUUUUAUUAAUUAUUAGGUAUUUGGGUGAAUGUGCUGCAUUGGUCCUCAACACAUAUAUACUUAAUUACAUUAUGUUUUUAUUAGCAUAUUACUUAUUUUUUUUU